AUGUCUAUGAACUUUUUUAUCCACGCAUAUUUCUAAAAAUACAAAUAAUGUUACUGAAAGAACGUUGAAGCACUUUGUACGUGGAGAUACAAUUCAGAUACAAUGCCUUUGGCAUCUCGUCUCUCCUUCUCAUUGUCUCCAACCCCCAACGCCGGAAGUUUUAUCACCGCUUCCAACACCUGACGUUGCAGGAAGUGAAGAUGACUGCCGGCCUUAUAUCGGCGACCCACAGCGAACGGCGACCUAAUGUGGAUGUCAAGUGGAGAUUUUAAAAAAAUUCUCUAUUGCAACCUUAAUGAACUCAACAAUCAAGUCUACAGUGGAUUCCAGUUGGUAGCUUGGCUCUCGUCUUCUUUUGGAAGGUAGUAAUAUGAGUCGCCUUGGCUUUUCACUCUUUCACAUCUCUAUCAAAAGGACUGGAGCUACUGCAGCCAGGUGGACUGGUUCUGGUUUAAGAAACAUUUCUGGUGCAUUGUCUUUAAGGUGUUGUUUAUCUUGUCCUAGCUCUGCAGAAUUAAACCCUACUCCAUUUCAACUUCUUGGGCCUCCAGAAAUCCCUCAUUCAACAGUUACUGUGGUUCCAAGUAAAGGCCUUUUCUUUGAUGAAAACAAAUUUCGGCUGACACCUGUCGGUGUAGAAAAAAAUCCUUGCGUUCAAUUUUAUGCAAACUGCAUAUACAAGAAAUCAUUAGAUGAUCUGCUGCACUCUUUGGAGAUGUCUUGGUACCACUGUCAGCAUACUACUCUCAAACUUAUUUGCCUCUUGAGGAGCACUAAUUAUUUUAGAAACCAAAGAAGAGAGGAGUUCUUUAUGGCAGCUAUGUGGCUCCACCAAUACCACCCUAAAACGUUAGCAUGCAAUUUGAAAACAUUUGCCAAAGUUGGGUGCUUGAAAGACUUGCUGGAAAUCCUCUGUCGGAUUGUCAAUAGUGGCACCCCGAUACUUCAAGGUCAUGCUGUCAUCAGGGACAGGGUAGAACUUAAAAGGAUCAACCUAAUUUUGGGUAGGAGUAUUAAAGAACAUGCACAGAGAACUAACAAAACUAUGACAUGCAAAGGACGGAUAAAGCAAUUUAUGAGAAGGAAAAUACUUACAAGGAGAAAGCAAAAUAUGAAGGCUGUGAAGGAUUGGACAAAGACUAAGAAAGAAAAGGCAUCAUAUUUGAGAAUGGAGAACAGAAAAAUGAUGGUAAAAAAGGCCUUUGAGAAGAGAAUGAAGGCUGUGAAGGAUAAGAUGAAUGCUAAGAAAGAGAAGGCUACAAAGAGAAAGGAGAAAAGAAAUAUGAUGGCAAUAAAAGCCAUUGAGUGGUACAACUCUGAUCCAAAGUACCGCUUUUUGUAUGAUCGGAUUUCUGAUCUCUUUGCCGAGCUACUUAAGGCUGAUCUUGAGCACUUGAAUACUGGGCGGACAGAAAAAAUUAGUAUGGCCUCAAAAUGGUGCCCUUCUCUUUACUCUUCUUAUGAUUAUUCAACUUUAAUUUGUGGAAGUGUUGCCAGGAGGCUUUUCCCAUAUGAUUCUUGUCCUGAAUACAAAGGGAUCAAUGAAUCUCACUAUGUUUACAGGGUUCGGAAUCGAUUACAAAAAGAAGUUCUUGUCCCACUUCGGAAAGCCCUAGAGUUGCCAGAAAUUUACAUGAGUGCCAAUCAAUGGAACUUGCUUCAAUAUGAUCGAAUCUCAUCUGUUGCCUUGAAAACUUACAAGCGGGCAUUCUAUAAACAUGACCGUGAAAGGUUUUUGCAGUACCUUCAGAAUGUGCAGUGCUCUGAACUGCCAAAAACCACUGCCAACAAUUUACUUCCACAUGAGAUAUUAAAUCUUCUUCAAUAUGUUAAUGGUCUUGAAGUUGCUGAACGGCAAUGGAAAAGAAUGCUAGAUACUUUCUCUAAGAAUGGCAAAUUUGUCAACUGCAUUUCAACUUUUAAUAUGAAUGACUGCAUGCAUGGAUUCUGCUGUGGCUUUACAUUGAUGACUUCUGAACUCUGUGCAAACCCUUGGAAGGGAAAGCUCCUUAGGUAUGGUGAUAAUCCUGAGAUUGUGAGCAUCGAAGGGGAUGAUCUUGGAUCAAGGAUAAAUUUUUGUAGACUAAAUAAUGUUGUGAGCCCAAAAGGAGAUGAUAACGAUACUAAACAAUGGAGACUGCGGCUAAUAUCAUUCUUGGAUAAAAUUUUGGAAACUGCAAUCAACUUGAAUGUGAGCAAACAGGAUAUGAUUAAAAGGGUUUUUGUGUUUGAUGGUACACGCCUUGAUUUUAGAAAGAUAUGGCAAUAUGAAGGCUGUUGUAGCUCUUUUGUUUGUGGCAGGAGCAGUAACUAUGAAGCAAUGAGGGAGAAGUUUAAAAGGAAUGGCUAUGUUAUGCCAGAAACUGUGCAUUGGGAUGUGAGUAACUAUGGAUCACCAGUUCCGGCACUGCUCUCAGUUGAGGAUGGUCUAACACACAUAAGUCGACCCCUGGAGACAAGUUUCAGAGGUUUCUUGGAGGGAGAUGGAACCUUGAAUUUAAGGGCUAUGAUGGAAUCAGAGAUUUGCAGUGCAGGUGAUCCAGAACUUUUAGUGCUGGACUAAUUUUAUUUUAUUUUGUUAUUCUCCUUUUUAGCUAGACAAUCAUAUAUUUUAGUAGUGUUGGUAAUUUUCAUUAUCUAUCCUAAUUUACUUAGGUUCUAUGGAUUAUGUCUAAUGCAUUAUUAUCUUUUCUAUUUUAUGAUUUUAACUAGGUUUUUAAAAACUUGAACUUGAGUUCAAUAGAUUAGACCGAACUUGUGUGCUGCUUCAAAAUAUCAGGACAUUGCAUUGGUGGCAUGAAUAUUGUUUUGAAAUUGACUGUUAGUUUAAGACUGACAAGUUUUUGAGGAAGUCAGCAUA
This is a messenger RNA of Quercus robur (English oak), 2860 nucleotides long. RefSeq lists its product as uncharacterized. Bases 371 to 2563 code for a protein of 730 amino acids. NCBI's taxonomy places the organism in Eukaryota, Viridiplantae, Streptophyta, Magnoliopsida, Fagales, Fagaceae. The transcript has 4 exons. The record is from RefSeq and is a predicted model, not a curated record.